UUCUACACCUCACCACUAUCACGCAACGAAUUUGCAUAAAAUAAACUUUGAGCCAGACAAAAGCGCGCACGGCCUUUCCUAUUCUAGUAAAGUUAGUAACUUUUCUGUAUUUUUGGUUGCUGAACUGUUCCUCCGCUGGCAGAUUCCUCCCUUUUCCGCUGCGGGUGAAAAUGCACAAAGCAGGCCAACAACAAGCGCUGGUGAAGUCCAUUAAAAAUCGAAUUCAAGUGUUUUGUUUGUCCGGUGCGCUCCUCGUCGUGAUUCGCAUAUAUUUACCGCUGCAAAUUCGAAACCGAAAGUAAAAUCCGCAAGCCAGAGAAUCUGUAAAUUAUUCAAAAGUGUUGAGCCAACAACAAGUCAUAAGUGCGAGUGUGUGUGCGAGGGAGUGAGCUUAUCAAAAGAGUUCAAUGGAGACUGCGCCGGUAAUUUCUGGGCCACCUUCAUUUCAUUUCUUCUUUAGCAACAACAACUGAACGCGGAGAAACAACAAAAACAACUGUAAAUAGCCGCUGCCCUUUGUAAGGCGCCUUAUAAAAACAAGUUGCAAAAUAAAGCUAAUGGAAACAAUAGCUGCAAUGAAGAAAACGUAAUAAAAUUGGUUUAAUGCAAAGAACUAGAGACUAGACCAACUUUGCCACUCGGCUAAAAAGAAAAGCCAGAAAAGCCUUCAGACUGGAGGCCUCACUUACUCUGAAGCGCAUUUUUGCUCGCAAAAUUGGCUACAAGGCAAAGUCAAAGUCGAUUUUAGCGGCCAUGCGCACGAAACACCUAAUUCUGAUACUAAUCGGAGUUAUAAUCGCCACGAUCGUCUUCAUCGCAUUCGGACCAGCCGGCGAGCUCGUCGUACAGACGCACCAGCAGUUCAAAGAGUUUCAGGAGAACCUUCGCGUUGGUUUGGAACCCAAAAAGCUCGACAUAGACCCGAAAUAUUUGCUAUUACUGGGCUUCACCACACCAAAGGAUGCCUCAACCCAACAACAGCAGCUGGAGCAGCAGGACACGGGGGCUAUCGGGUCUUCGCAUCAAAUCCUGCGAAAAACAGAUUUUUCAGCGCCGGCCACCAAGGCGGAACUGGAGCUCAUCGAGCUGCGAGGACUGCGACGUCCUCAAGACGUUGUUACCUUCGGUGGCCAGGCAGCAGAUCGGGGCCAAUGGGGGCAGCGCAAGCGAAUUACGACGCCGUACAAUGGUACAAAGAGCAACUUUACCAUCGUCACGUAUGUGAUGGAGGGACAGGCGGCCUCUGCCAUCAUAUUGGCCCAAAACAUUGCUGCGAAGCUGCCCACCGAAUACCUGCUCAUCUAUGAUUUGGGUGUGUCGGAAGUGCAGCUACGGGACUUGGGCGCCUACUGCAACAACAGCCGGUGCUCGGUGAUAACGUAUGACCUGUCGGAGUUCCCCUCCUUCGUCGGCGAUCAGAGGACGCACGCCUACCGACCCAUCGUCAUCAAGGACGGUUUAAUGCGUGCCCGGUCAGUUCUCUUUCUAGAAAACUACAUGCGGGUGCGGGGCGGCUCAGCCCAGCUGCAGAAUCUGCAGAACAUAGUUAUGAACCCAGAAGUAAGGAGAGCAGGUGUGAAGAACGCGGGUGUCCUUGGCUGGAACACACCCACAGCGGUGUCCUCGCUGACGCACCCCAAAAUGUUCGACUACUUCGCCUCGAAAGCUGAGGAAUUUAACUUUCUGCGGAUGGUCGAUCUGGAUGCGGUCUUUUUCUCGGACAGUCCUUUAGUAAGCGAGAAGAUCAUGCUGCCCUGGCUGAAGUGCUGCCUCACCCUCGAGUGCAUCGAUCCAAUCGGUGCCCAAUCGAAUGGCUGCAAGUUCAACAAAAAACCACUGUACCGAUACUCCGGAUGCCACGGUUACGAUGCGUCCGCCUUCAACAUUGUGCUGGGUCUCACCUCGCAAAUGGACAACUCGGAGUACUCGCUGCCUAGCGAUAGUCCCCGGAACAUGUUCUACAAAGAGACAUUGGAACAGGCCACCCGGAUACUAGAGAGCCGGCGGCGCAACAGCAGCGAGACAUCCGACCAUCCGUUCACGGACGACUGAACAGGACAAUCUGAGAUAAGAAACGAUGGCGUGGCCAAAGCAUUUGGAUAAAACGUUUUCUACCGUCACACACAUACGGAGACACACUCAGGAGCCGGCGGAUCAAACCAAGAUUAGUGGGAAUUUAAUAAAAAAAUUUGAGUUCCCAAAAUGUAAGAGCUAACGCGAAUGCGAUUCCCAGUUUAGCAGAGAUUGAAAGACGAUUUGGUGUCCAAGACAAGACCAGAAAUGAACAGACCAGAGCACAGUAAUUUAGAGAAACGUUGGGAUGUGCAGCUUAUCAAUAUUUAUAACGAUUUAGUCAAAACCUAGUUACUUAUUAAACGAAAUCUGCAUGAAUAUCUGUGUGACUGUUUCCAUGUUUUUGCUGCAUCGAUAUUUGUAAAUACCCUACUUAGUUAACUGCCCCAACUGUAAGUAGAUAAGAAAAUCAAAUGGCAUACAUUUUGUGAUUGUAUUUUAUAGUUACUCACGCAUAGACAAACAUAUACAGUAUAAUAAUAUAAAUAUAAUGUAACUAUCCUAGAACAAGAUGAGCCAAAAAAGUAAGAUUAAUAAAAUUCUGAAUAACUAAUACCAA
Messenger RNA from Drosophila rhopaloa, 2632 nucleotides. RefSeq lists its product as uncharacterized. The record is from RefSeq and is a predicted model, not a curated record. Lineage: Eukaryota; Metazoa; Arthropoda; Insecta; Diptera; Drosophilidae. Bases 754 to 2052 code for a protein of 432 amino acids. The transcript has 4 exons.